GCGUUCUCCCACGUUCCGCUCGCACCUCACGUGUUUGCGAGCAAGCAUCCCGCAUUAGCGCGUCGGGCUGUUAUGAAACCAUCGCAUCGGGCGCAGGUGCCAUUCACGAUAACAGCGCAAGAGGCAUCAUUUGCCGGCGGGCGGAAUUGUUGGUUUUGCGGGCCGCCCGCGACCCUGUAGCACUAGCGCGUGAAGCGCGUCCGGGCCGUCAUCGCCGAAAACAACACCGCACCGUUGGCGCGCGCGUGUGUGCGUGCGCGAGUGUCGCGAGCGUCGUCUCGUGCGUGUGCAGUGUGUGCAGCCGCGUUAGGCAGCGGCGGUGAUAACGCGUCCGCGCGCGCGUCAUUUGCUGUUUGUCGCGGACGAUGGCUUACUCGCACACCGCGGAGAGUGACGCCUGGGCGCUGCUGGCGCUUAAGUCGGCGCCGGCCAGUCCCUCGAAGGUGCAGUGGAACCCCGAGGAGAAGGGCGCGCCGAUCGCGCGACUGGAGGGCCGCGAGUUCGAGUACAUGGUGCGCCAGCACCGCAUCACCAUCGGCCGCAACAGCAGCAGAGGCGACGUCGACGUGAACAUGGGCCACUCCAGCUUUAUCUCUCGCAAGCACCUGGAGGUGUUCUUCGAGCACCCGUUCUUCUACAUGAUGUGCAAUGGCAAGAACGGCGUGUUCGUCGACGGCGUCUUUCAACGCAAGGGCGCCCCAUCGAUUCAACUACCUAGAGUAUGCACGUUUAGGUUUCCAAGUACAAAUAUUCGACUGCAAUUCAGCUCGCUGGUGGAUGAGACGAGUGAGACGCCGCCGAAGGUGCGCGACGUGUCACCGGUACGUAUAAGAGAUCGCACCGGCGGAGGCUAUCCGCUGCCGCCGUUGAGAAUCAACAUACCUGCUGACAACGACACCUACGGCAGCCCGUUUCCGUCACCCACGGGUACCAUCAGCGCGGCAAACAGCUGCCCUGCAAGCCCCAGAGGCGGUCAUGGCCGUCGAAAUAUAUCCGCCGACUUAAAUCUGGUGGCGCACUACGCCGCGCAGGUGGUGCACCCUGAGGACGUCCACCAGUCGUCCGCUAAUCACAGUCCCGAUUAUCGGCAGCCUACGCCUAAUGGCAAUUCGUUACAGCAUAAAGACAGCUAUGGCGGCGGCGGGGCUAGCGGCGCGAAUAAGGAUGAUGCCAAACCACCCUACUCGUAUGCACAGCUAAUAGUCCAAGCUAUUGCAAGUGCUCCCGACAAACAACUAACCCUCUCUGGCAUUUAUAGUUACAUCACGAAACAUUAUCCUUAUUAUCGCACCGCUGACAAAGGCUGGCAAAACUCCAUUCGACACAACCUCAGCCUCAACCGAUACUUCAUUAAGGUACCUCGAAGUCAAGAAGAACCGGGAAAAGGAAGCUUUUGGCGGAUAGACCCGCAAUCCGAGACGAAACUCAUCGAACAAGCAUUUAGGCGGCGACGGCAGCGUGGUGUGCCGUGUUUUACACCGUUUGGUCUCAGUUCCAGCGCACCAGCGUCGCCAAGCCACGUCAACAUGUCUGGCCUUAUGACUCCGGAGGACUGUCUCGUGAAGGCCCCCACGCCGGAGCACAUGAUUGAAGUAAGCCAGUCAGCACCGGGUAGUCCUGGUUCAACUAACUAUGGCGGCGGCGGCGGUGUUAUUGGCCAUCAGCAAAUGAGCGCGCUUGUGGGCGCUACCAAAACACGGUUACUGAUGUCUCAGCGUGCCGAACUGCAGGAACAUGUUCAGUUGCAACAGCAGCAGGGACCCUCUCAGAUCCAACCUUCAAAUGGUCAAGAAUACCGUGAAGACAAAUACUUAAUACCUGUCGGGAACUACAUUGAGGAUCGGUCGUUGUCGCCGUCGGCAACAUUUUCUCCGCAGCCCGUUAUCGUUCAAACGUCUAAUUAUACACCUUACAACCCGGGCGAAUUAAAACGACACUUAGAAGAGGUGGUAGAAAGCCCUGCGGAUAGCCCGACGCACAUUGUGGAAGCGGCUGACAGUAGCCUGGAGCCGGAAAUCAAGCGGCCUCGUCCCGACCAGCCGCCCUACGACACCGAAUAAACACACUAUUUGCAUGCAUUGGCAAAGACCGGACAGCUGAUGGGCUUCUCGGGCGCUAGCUGACAGCACACGAAGUGCAUCAAACAAUUGCCAGUAAUGGAAUUCGACUCAAUAAUUAUUUCGUUCAUCCGCCAAUUUCAAAUAAUUUGCCAAUAUCAUCGAAAAUUACGACACAAAUGCUCGGCCACAUAACAAGCGACAAUUCAAAUAUCAAACAAGUUAAAUUAUUUAUUUAUUUAUAUUCGAAAUGACGUACAUUCACACGCGGAGGUGAGUUGGGCAAAUAUUAAUUUGGUUGUUAUUUAUUAAUCAUUUUUGGAUAAUUUGUUAUAUAGUUAAAUAUCUUUAUUAUCGCUGUGGUGCUUAGAACCUUAGAAUGUGGUUGAGUACGCGAAAGUAUGCAAAUCGGUGAAGUGAUUGAAAAUUUUGCAGCGCAUUGAUAUCGUUACACAUUUCUAUUAUAUUUUUUAAUGAUUUGAUCCAGCGACUGAUUGACUGAGUGGUGUUGUUUUAUUAUUGUAAACCACUCAGUGGUCGGACGCGACUACGAAACAAAUUGAAACACGUUGUUGUUUGUUCAGUGCUGGUCAGCUGCUUGAUGGAUAAGUAUUGAGUGCUGAAUUCGUAAUUGUAAAGCGAUCUUAGUCAAACAGAACAAUAUGUGAAGGAUACCCAUUCGACGUUUUCGUCGUCGACACUGCGCGGAAUUGCGUUUUUUAUAAUUUUUAACCACACAGCGUUUAUUUUCACAAGUGAAUCGAAUUUCGUUUGGCGAAAGGGUUGCUGGUUUUAUUUGAUCCUUCGCGAAACAAAUCGUUUGCGACGCUCGAGAAAAUGGUACGAAUGUCUGCAAGCUACGGAAGGCUUACGUUUCUUUUAUUACAGCGACGAAUACAGUUCUUUUCUUUUUAAUUUAGAUUCUUUUUGCAUGCUUAUCUAGCAUGCGCUUUUAUGUGGAAGGCCAAAUACUGGUAAACGUAGACAUUUGCAUUUCGGUAUAGAUAAUGCUUUUGCAAUUACGAAUCGUGCAAUAUAAUACACACACACAAAUUAUGAAUGAUGCACAUUGGCUGCGCCAGUGUGCUGAUAUGAUUUUCGAGACGAUUUGGCAUGAAAGGAUUACGUUGCCAGGCUGUAGUUUUACGGCGCGCCAAAGAAUGGCCGCGGGUAUUUUUAUUUCCUUUGUAAUCGUUCCGAGUUGCAAUUACAUAAUUAAUUAAUGGGACACUUCUCUGUGUUAGAUCGAAUCAUGCAGUCUUAUUGAUAACUUCUUUGCUAUCGAUUAAAAUGAAAUACUUAGAAUAAGAGCUCUAAUAUACCAGCUAAAAUAGCGAAGUGCAAAAUCAGAGAAAUUAGCCAAUGAGAAGCCAUUUAUUAAUUCAAUGAGGAUAAUAAAAACUAUUAAACAUUUGCGACGAUAAGGAAUUCAAAUAAGUUUGAAUGAACACACCAGGGAGUAGUGUUAAUCGAGUUGAAUGUAAAUUUAAAUGAUCUAUUCAUUUCUGAUGAAUAUAUACAAUAUUGAUAAACUAUGAUGGACAAAUGAGAAAUGUUGUAUUAUUAAGUAAACUAAAUAAAAUUUAAUGUAAAGAA
Molecule: messenger RNA, 3653 nt
Organism: Dalotia coriaria
Lineage: Eukaryota; Metazoa; Arthropoda; Insecta; Coleoptera; Staphylinidae
Gene: FoxK
Product: forkhead box K
Biological process (GO): regulation of transcription by RNA polymerase II
Molecular function (GO): RNA polymerase II cis-regulatory region sequence-specific DNA binding; DNA-binding transcription factor activity, RNA polymerase II-specific; protein binding
Source: RefSeq, a predicted model, not a curated record